This is a messenger RNA of Hyalella azteca, 1478 nucleotides long. RefSeq lists its product as uncharacterized. The record is from RefSeq and is a predicted model, not a curated record. The transcript is spliced from 4 exons. The coding region runs from base 1 to 843 and encodes 280 amino acids. Lineage: Eukaryota; Metazoa; Arthropoda; Malacostraca; Amphipoda; Hyalellidae.
AUGCGUAUAGGAAUUGCUCUACUGAUAGUCGGGUUGGGGCUGGUGCGGGAAGGUCUUGGUCGCUACAAAGAGUGGAUGCCGGUGUCUGCAGACCCUGCUGUGUUGUCCACUUUUAAUGGUCAAAACGGCUCUCGUGUUCUUGGGUCUCGAUCGCUGUGCUGGAACUGGGCCUCUACAAGGGACUGGGCUUUUAUUGCCUGUUUCACCCCUCUCAUCGACGCCUCGGGAAACUGCUCACUAAGGGAUGACAAGCCCAUCAGGAAUGGGCUGGUCAACCUAACGGUCACCCCAGGAUCAAACUGCUUGGCUGUCUUCGGUACAGACGUUUGUGUCCUGCCGGGAAAUUCCCUCCUGAAGGUCGGAGAAACGCGAGUCAACCCGUUCUGCACGAACCUGCAGGACAAAUGUCUGCCCAGUGGCAUGAUGGACGUGGACAAACCAACGGCGCCUCUUCAGAACUGCACUGCACCCUUCAAUGUCUCAGGUGGAAUGUGUCUCAUGGUUUCUUCAGUCACAAAGAAUUGGUGCGAAGCGCGCGCAUCUUGUCUGUCGCUGGGAGCCGACCUCGCCACUGCGCGCUCCGACCAAGACUUCAUGCAGAUGCAAACGUUCUACAAGGCUUCUGGUAUGACUACUCAAUACAUGUGGCUAGGCAGCUACAAGGUCAACGGACAGUGGGUGUGGCUCAACAGCUACAGGAACCCGUACACCCUGCCGGACUGGUAUCCUGGACAACCCGACGCUGAGCAAUGCGGACAUUUCUACUCCUCCAAUACCGUGUUAGCGGAUGAAGACUGCUCCAAAACAUUAUUGUUCAUGUGUCGAGCAUUGCUAACUCUGUAACUUUGACAUCUGGCUUCAUAUUCAGAAAAAUUCAUGGGUCAUUUUGUUCAACUAAAUCAGGGGCAAAAAUGGCAACCAAAUCAAGGGCAGAAAUGGCAUCUCUGUUUUGAUGAAGUCUCAUUCAUUUAUUGGGGGCGAAAGAUUUGCUUUGUGAAACGGCAAAAUUUGAAUGAAAAGCAUUCGAGACCACGGCGUAAAAUCCGUGCUCGUUCGGUUAUUUUUGUCUCGGUCAAAGCCGUGUCAUUGUAACUGCUAGUAUAGCGUAAGUGCACUCUCCAUGGCGGCAUAUUCGUUUGUAAUUAUUUGUUGGUGAUAAAAAUCUUGAAUCAGGGAGCUGAUCAUGAAUUGACUGGUAUACCGAUCAUUGGAAUAUUUAUUCUCAAUCAUUUCAUAUUGCUUUUAAGUAAGAAGAAGAUGUUCACUAGUGUACACGUUAAAUGAAAAUGCUUAAUGUCCUAAUGCUUAGUGUCUUAAAUCAGCUUAAUUGUCGCGGGAAACCUCACUCGUAUUUAACAUAACUCAACAAAAAGCUAAGAACACUAGGCAACGGUACCAUAACCUAAUUCUUAGAAAUGUGUUUUAUUAAGUAGGAGCCAUAAGGAUAUUUCAAUAGUUAGCACAAAAGCUUUUUGUCU